This is a messenger RNA of Hippopotamus amphibius kiboko, 3332 nucleotides long. RefSeq names its product N-acylsphingosine amidohydrolase 2 (gene ASAH2). Gene Ontology annotation, cellular component: extracellular region. Bases 211 to 2523 code for a protein of 770 amino acids. The record is from RefSeq and is a predicted model, not a curated record. The transcript is spliced from 22 exons. Gene Ontology annotation, molecular function: N-acylsphingosine amidohydrolase activity. Gene Ontology annotation, biological process: sphingosine biosynthetic process; long-chain fatty acid biosynthetic process; ceramide catabolic process. Lineage: Eukaryota; Metazoa; Chordata; Mammalia; Artiodactyla; Hippopotamidae.
CCCAGAGUGAGCUCCUCCGGUUGCCUCCUGCUUCUCUGGGAGACUCUUCAAAAUCAGCAGUAGGUUUCAGAACGUGCUGAGAAGUCUCAGCUGAGCAACAUUCCAGGGGAAGGCAAGCAAUAUUCUGUACCAUCACUUGUUUUACCAGGAUAUACAAGUUCUUCCGAGUGGUUGAAUCAGUUCUUCCAUCUCCGCUUUUCCUCAGGAGAAAUGGCCAAACGCACCUUUUCCACAUUAGAGAUAUUCCUGAUUUUCCUCCUUGUGAUGAUGACAGGGAUCACAGUGGCUCUUCUCAGCCUGUUGUUUAUCACCAGUGGGACCAUUGAAAACCACACAGGUUUUCCGACCACCCAGAGCCCUCCAGCCACACAGGGCUCCACAGCCCCUCAAGGCUCAGUGCUCACCCAGGGCCCCACAAGCGCCCAGGCAUCUCCAACACCCAGCACCCCAGAGCCUACUCUAUUUCAGAACUUCAGUGGCUACCAUAUUGGUGUUGGGCGAGCUGACUGCACAGGACAAGUAGCAGAUAUCACUUUGAUGGGCUUCAGCAAAACUGGCCAGAAUGCACAGGGCAUCCUCACGAGGCUGUACAGUCGUGCAUUCAUCAUGGCGGAACCGGAUGGGUCCAAUCGAGUGGUAUUUGUCAGCAUCGAGAUAGGAAUGGUAUCCCAGCGACUCAGGCUGGAGGUCCUGAACAGGCUGCAGAAUAAAUAUGGCUCCCUGUACAGAAGAGACAACGUUAUCCUGAGUGGUACUCACACACACUCAGGUCCAGCAGGAUUUUUCCAGUACACUACAUUUGUAAUUGCCAGUGAAGGAUUUAGCAAUCGAACUUUUGAGUACAUGGUCACUGGCAUCGUGAAGAGCAUUGAGAUAGCACAUGCAAAUAUGAAACCAGGCAAAAUCUUUAUCAAUAAAGGGAAUGUAGAUGGUGCACAGAUCAAUCGAAGCCCUUCUUCUUACCUUUGGAAUCCACAGUCAGAGAGAGCAAGGUAUUCUUCAAAUACAGACAAGGAAAUGGUACUCUUGAAAAUGGUAGAUUUGAAUGGAGACGACCUUGGUCUUAUCAGCUGGUUUGCCAUCCACCCAGUCAGCAUGAACAAUACCAAUCAUCUUGUAAACAGCGACAAUAUGGGCUAUGCGUCUUACCUUUUUGAGCAAGAGAAGAACAAAGGAUAUCUACCCGGAGAGGGACCAUAUGUAGCAGCUUUUUCUUCAUCAAACCUGGGAGAUGUGUCCCCCAAUAUUCUUGGCCCGCAUUGCAUCAACACGGGAGAGUCUUGUGAUAACGCCAAUAGCACUUGUCCCAUUGGUGGGUCUAGCACGUGCAUUGCUAUGGGACCCGGGCAGGAUAUGUUUGACAGCACACAGAUCAUAGGACGGAUAAUAUAUGAGAAAGCAAAGGAACUGUAUGCCUCGGCCUCCCAGGAGGUAACUGGGCCCCUGGCUUCGGCUCAUCAGUGGGUGAAUAUGACAGAUGUCACCGUCUGGCUCAAUUCUACACACACAGCGAAAACAUGUAAACCAGCCUUGGGCUACAGUUUCGCAGCUGGCACAAUCGACGGCUUUGGAACCCUCAAUUUUACGCAGGGGGCAACAGAAGGGGAUCCACUUUGGGACAGUGUUCGGGAUCAGCUCCUGGGCACGCCAUCUGAAGAAAUCAAAGAAUGCCAUAAACCAAAGCCAAUCCUUCUUCAUACUGGAGAGCUGUCAAAACCUCAUCCCUGGCACCCAGCCAUUGUCGAUGUGCAGAUUAUUACCCUUGGGUUCUUGGCCAUCACUGCCAUCCCUGGGGAGUUUACGACCAUGUCUGGACGAAGACUUCGGGCAGCAGUUAGAGAAGAAUUUGCAACUUAUGGGAUGCCAAAUAUGACUGUCGUUAUUUCAGGUCUAUGCAAUGUUUAUACACAUUACAUUACCACCUAUGAAGAAUACCAGGCUCAGCGGUAUGAGGCGGCGUCCACAAUUUAUGGACCACAUACUCUGUCUGCUUACAUCCAGCUUUUCAGAGUCCUUGCUAAGGCCAUUGCCACGGACACAGUAGCCAAUCUGAGCAGUGGUCCGGAGCCCCCAUUUUUCACAGGCCUGAUGGCCCCAUUAAUUCUUGAUGUUGUGGAUAGAGCACCUGCAGGCACAACUUUUGGGGAUAUCCUGCAGCCAGCGAACCCAAAAUAUGGAGUGGGAGAAGUUGUUGAAGUUACAUUUGUAGGUGCUAACCCGAAGAAUUCAGCAGAAAACCGGACCCAUCAGACCUUCCUCACUGUGGAGAAAUAUGAGGCCACAUCAGCAACAUGGCAGAUAAUGUAUAAUGAUGCCUCCUGGGAGACUCGUUUCUAUUGGCACAAGGGAUCAUGGGGUCUUAGCAAUGCAACAAUACAAUGGCACAUUCCAGACACUGCCCAACCUGGAACCUACAGAAUAAGAUACUUUGGACACAAUCGGAAGCAGGACUUACUCAAGACCGCUGUCAUAUUUUCAUUUGAAAGCACUCCCUCCACUUUUGAAGUUGUAACUACUUGGUGAAAAGUUGACAAAUCAUAUAAAGAGCAGCUCUUCUCUGUAUAAUUUAAAUAACUGAUUUCAUGUGAAUGUAACCUAUUAUGAUGACUUCAAUAAUUGUCCUUGUUUGGGGACAGAUAGUUUACUGCUAAUGGGACAGGUAUGUGUGGGUGUGUGUGCAUGAGAGAGAAAGAGCGAGAGAGAGAGGGAGAGAGAGAUGUGUAUGUCCCAUUUACCUUGCUCUAGUAGCUUUUACCUCAUGGUCUGCUGCCUAAAGCAUGAUUUCCCUUGGGGCCCUGUGGCUAUUUAAAAAGACAGUUCCCCUCAAUAUGAAACCUCCAAAAUAUUAGUAAGAGUGGUUAAAAAUGUGUGAACAAUAUUUAAACUAUUUAUUUAUAGAAUUAUGGAAUGUUAGCACUUAAAAAAUCUGAAGGGGUCAUCUAGUUGGCUCCUUCAUUUUACAGAUGGGAAAAUGAAGUUUUAUGGAUUUAAGAUUAGCAUAAGGCUAGGACCUUUCCCCUCAGCCACAUUUAAGAAAUAUUAUAUAAACACCAACCAUAAAUGUAUAAGUCCAGUUAGAGAAAAUCAGCAUGUCAGAUUUUCUACACUGAGCGUAGCUUUUCAAAACAGUCACCCCAGAGUUGAUAUGGCUGAUACAGAGUUUUGUGGAUGUUCAAAUCAUUCCUGAAGUUGCCUUCAGAGCCCAAUUAUGAGAAAGUCACACUUGUAAUAUUUUGAUCAUGCCUUGUGUUUCCCGAAGUGGCCUUAUCACACUGAAUUGUGUCUCACAUUCCCAAGCCUUGUUCUAAGUGAUUUUUGAUUGUUUUCACUAA